AUGGCAAGUCCGACUACCGGCUACUCCAUAAAUGUUAAUGAUCCAAGCCUGAUUUCGCUGGUCAACAAGCUCCAGGAUGUGUUCUCUACAGUUGGCGUACACAACCCAAUCGACUUGCCCCAGAUUGCUGUCGUUGGAUCACAGUCAAGUGGAAAGAGCUCAGUACUAGAGAACAUUGUUGGUCGCGAUUUCCUCCCCCGUGGAUCUGGAAUCGUCACUCGCAGACCCCUUAUUCUGCAGCUGAUCAACAAACCUGCGAGCGCCCAAACAAAUGGCGACAACAAGUUGGAAACAACAGAUAGCGAGUCCAAUGUCGAUGAGUACGGCGAGUUCCUGCACAUGCCUGGCCAGAAGUACUUCGAUUUCAACAAGAUUCGGGAUGAGAUUGUUCGCGAGACAGAGACUAAGGUCGGCAAGAAUGCUGGAAUUUCGCCCGCUCCUAUCAAUCUGCGCAUCUACUCGCCCAAUGUCCUUACCUUGACCCUGGUUGAUUUGCCCGGUUUGACUAAGGUUCCUGUCGGUGACCAGCCUAAGGAUAUUGAGCGCCAAAUCAAGGAUAUGGUCCUCAAGUAUAUCAGCAAGCCCAAUGCUAUCAUCUUGGCUGUUACCUCGGCCAAUCAGGAUUUGGCCAACUCCGACGGUCUUAAGUUGGCGCGUGAGGUUGAUCCAGAGGGACAGCGCACUAUUGGUGUUUUGAGUAAGGUCGAUCUUAUGGAUGAUGGUACCGACGUUGUGGAUAUUCUCGCUGGACGGAUUAUCCCCUUGCGUCUGGGUUAUGUCCCUGUUGUCAACCGUGGUCAGCGUGAUAUUGAGAACAAGAAGCUCAUUGCUUACGCCUUGGAGAAUGAGAAGAACUUCUUUGAGAACCACAAGGCGUACAGGAACAAGGCUUCGUACUGCGGUACUCCUUAUCUUGCCCGCAAGCUGAACUUGAUCCUUAUGAUGCACAUCAAGCAGACCCUGCCCGAUAUCAAGGCCCGCAUUUCCUCCUCUCUCCAAAAGUAUACGACCGAGUUGAGCCAGCUGGGUGAUUCCAUGCUCGGUAACAGUGGAAACAUCAUUCUCAACAUCAUCACUGAGUUCAGCAAUGAAUACCGUACCGUCCUGGAAGGAAAUAACCAGGAGCUCUCUAGCAUUGAGCUUUCCGGUGGUGCCCGUAUCAGCUUCGUGUUCCACGAGCUCUACUCCAACGGUGUCAAGGCCGUUGAUCCUUUCGACCAAGUGAAGGACGUUGACAUCCGUACCAUCCUUUACAACUCAUCUGGUUCAUCUCCUGCCCUCUUCGUCGGCACGACUGCUUUCGAAUUAAUCGUCAAGCAGCAGAUCAAGCGUCUGGAAGAGCCUAGCUUGAAAUGUAUCUCACUUGUCUUUGAUGAGUUGGUUCGCAUCCUGGGCCAGCUGCUCACCAAGCAAUUAUUCCGUCGUUAUCCCAUGCUGAAGGAGAAGUUCCAUGCUGUCGUCAUUGGCUUCUUCAAGAAGUGCAUGGAACCCACUAACAAGCUGGUCAAGGACUUGAUUGCUAUGGAAGCUACUUACAUCAACACCGGUCAUCCUGAUUUCCUCAACGGACAUCGCGCUAUGUCCCUCGUCAACGAGCGUCAGCAAGCCGCUAAGCCUACUCAAGUGGAUCCUAAGACUGGCAAGCCCCUUCCUGCUCGUGCCCAGAGUCCCUCUCUGGAUACUACUGGCGAAGCUCCCAAUGGAAGCGGAUUCUUUGGUUCUUUCUGGGCCUCUAAGAACAAGAAGAAGAUGGCUGCUAUGGAGGCUCCCCCUCCUACUCUCAAGGCUUCUGCUAGCUUGUCUGAGCGGGAAUCAACCGAGGUUGAGGUUAUCAAGCUCCUCAUCACCUCCUACUUCAACAUCGUGAAGCGUACUAUGAUCGAUAUGGUUCCCAAGGCUGUCAUGUACACUCUUGUCCAAUUCACCAAGGACUCCAUGCAAGGUGAAUUGCUCGAGUACAUGUACCGUACCAACGAGCUGGAUGACCUCCUCAAGGAAAGUGACUACACUAUCCGCCGACGAAAGGAGUGUCAGCAAAUGGUUGAAAGCUUGGGUCGCGCAAGCGAAAUCGUCAGCCAGGUCCAGUAG
This is a messenger RNA of Penicillium angulare, 2088 nucleotides long. RefSeq names its product dynamin-like GTPase vpsA. Lineage: Eukaryota; Fungi; Ascomycota; Eurotiomycetes; Eurotiales; Aspergillaceae. Gene Ontology annotation, biological process: peroxisome organization. The record is from RefSeq and is a predicted model, not a curated record. The transcript is spliced from 8 exons. Gene Ontology annotation, cellular component: cytoplasm; membrane; microtubule. The coding region runs from base 1 to 2088 and encodes 695 amino acids. Gene Ontology annotation, molecular function: GTPase activity; GTP binding; microtubule binding.